This is a messenger RNA of Ostertagia ostertagi, 228 nucleotides long. The record is from the annotation of a GenBank genome assembly. NCBI's taxonomy places the organism in Eukaryota, Metazoa, Nematoda, Chromadorea, Rhabditida, Trichostrongylidae.
AUGUCGAGCGGCAACGAGGAAGCACAAUUGGCACAAUGCCAAGCUUAUGUACAACGACACAAUAUUCAGCAACUUGUGAAAGAGGCUAUUGUUGCUCUGUGCAUUCACAAGCCCGAAAAUCCCGUUUUGUUUCUAAAGGAGCACUUCGAUAAACUCAACGAACAAAGGACAGAGGUGUACAUUUUUUCUCGAUAUUUUUGCAUUCAUUUCUCGUUAGGGUUGCGCUGA